CAAUGCUCAUGAUGAGAAGCUUGAUGCUCGUCGCUGCCAUGCUCGCCUCCGCCGAUGCUUUCGCGUACACCCCUUCCCAGACUCUCAUGCUCCGCCAGGGAGCCUCUGCUGUCUCUGGUUUGAAGAGAAGCUCCUUUGCUGUCGCCAAGCCCGCUCGCGCCACCGCCCUCAAGAUGCAGUCGGAGGAUGACAAGGCCAAGGCCUCUGGCAUCGCCCUCGCCGUUGUCGGUCUCAUCUUCUCCAAGUUCUCUAUCCUCGUUGCCGUUCUUGCUGGAGGAGCUGGCGUGUACUGCGCUAAGCUGCCUGAGGAGGGAGACAAGGGACUCAGCGACACUGCCAAGCAGGUUUCUCUUCUCAUCGGAACUUAUGCCCUCAAGGCCUUCGACUUCGUCAAGCAGAAGGACGCGGAGGAGGGUAUCAGCAAGAAGCUCGUUGAGCAGAUCAAGGGAGCUGUUGACGAGGCUAAGAACAACAUCAAGCAGUAAAUUAGAAUCCCCAUGGCUUUGAUUGUUGCAUGCUGAAUUUGCUCGAAAUGUUACAGUAAACAGACAAUUGCGUAGG
This is a messenger RNA of Guillardia theta CCMP2712, 561 nucleotides long. RefSeq lists its product as hypothetical. NCBI's taxonomy places the organism in Eukaryota, Cryptophyceae, Pyrenomonadales, Geminigeraceae. The annotation marks the transcript as partial. The transcript has 4 exons. The record is from RefSeq and is a predicted model, not a curated record.